AUGAAGGUUACGGUUAGUGUUAAGGAGAAUGACGAGAUGUCACAAGAAGAACUAGUAUCGAUAUCACCAAGUACUUCUAUGUCAAUUGACGAAUCAUUGGGCGAAGAGGAUCAUUCUGAGGAACGCGACCUGAAUGCAAGUGGUCGUAAACGGUACAAGUUAACGGAAAGGAGGUCAGUAUUGGCAUGUAUAAGAUGUAGACGAAGGAAAACGAAGUGUCUGGGCCUGUAUCCAUGUCAAACUUGCAUUCGAUUCAAUCAUAUGUGUGAAUAUCCUAGAAAACCCAAGAGAAUUCAGAUUUAUGAUAUUGAAGUGGAGCAAUAUCAAAUGCAAAUUCAACAAUUGAAGUCUGAAUUAGAUAUGAUCAAAUCUUCAACUUCAUCCACUUCACAUUCGAUUACUAUCGCCCCAUCAUCAACUUCAAGUUAUAAUGAUGAUUCUGAUGCUCCUGAUAUCUCUGUGUGGCUAGGAUCGGGAUCAUGCGAGUUGAUAUGUUGGAAUCUAAAACAAUUCACUUCAAAACAAUUUAUUAAUAGUCAAUUGCCGGUCAAUAGUCCUGAUUUUAAUACUUUUAUUGAAGAGAAAACAUAUAAUUAUCUAUUUGCAAGUAAUCAUCAACAUUAUAGUGAAAAUGUUACUGAAAGUAUACUUCAAAGUAUAACUCUUCCGGAAAGUUUAAAAUUAUUUGAUGCUGUGAUUUCAUUCAUAAAUGUGGGGUAUUUGACUAUCACCAAUAUUGAACAGUUUAAACUCAAACUAAAUCAAUUAUUUAAUUCUAAUGGUGGGAAGUUACCAUUAAAGGUCAUAACGUCCAAUGAUAGAUACUUCAUAUUAAAAUUAUUAAUGAUACUAUCGUUAGGUGAAAUUUAUGAUAGGAAGUUGACCAUAGGAAGGAAGAAAAAGAAGAGUCAUACUAUCAAAAAAGAACAAUUACCAGGAUUAAAAUAUUUUAAAAUUGUUUUGAAUCAUUUACCAUCGCCAUUUUAUUACUACGAUGAUUAUAAAUCCCUUGAGAAUAUGAUUGAAAUCAUUGAAUUAUUAGGAUUGAUUUCAAUUUAUUUAAGAAUGAUAGAUAAGAAGACAUUAGCCGUUUCAUUCACUUUACAAUCUUUACAGUUAUGCAUAUCGUUAAAUCUCCAUAAAGAAUCCAGUUUAAGAUCAUUUGAAAUCAAUAAUGAUAAUUUAAGUAAUCAAUAUUUGAAUAAACUAUGGUGGAAAACCUUUUGUUUAAAUCGAUUUUAUAGUGUUAGAAUCAGUCAACCAUUAUUAUUACAUUUAAAUGAUAUUUCAAAUGAUGAAUAUAAUAAUGUUAAAGAUUCAUCUAUAGUCCCUACUUCAAGUGAUGAUUAUGCCAAUGAAACUUGUAUGAAAUUUUAUAUUGAAUUAGCAAAGAUAAGUGAUAGAAUCACCAAUGAAUUAUAUAAAUCAAAUACCACUACCAAACAAAAUAAAUCCCAAUAUCUUAGGUCCAUCAUAUCUAUUAUGGAAAUAUUGAUUAAUUGGAUUAAUAACAUUCCACCAUUCUUACGAUUAAAUCUUCAUCAAGUUAGUGAUAAUGAUCGACUGAUAUAUUCAUUACAUUUAAAUUAUCUACAUCAUAUUUAUUUAACUAAUAUUCCAAUGUUGAUAAACCUAGUUAAGUUUAAAAUCAUAAAUUAUUAUAAACAUAAUCAAUUCCAACUGCAUGAAGGACAAUCAUUCUUUCCUACCAAUAUUAAGAAUUUGAUUAAUUCAAUUUUAAAUUCAAGUAAAUUAACCAUUAAUAUAUUCCUAUCAUUAAUUAAUCGAAAUAAAUUAACUAUAUUUGGGAUGACAGAUUUAGAUUUUUUAUUUAGUUGUUCAUUGGUGUUUUUAAUUUGUUUGAUAUUGAUUAACGAAGGUGAUGAUAAAGAUGAUAUUCAAAAUUAUUUAAAAACAGGGUUAAAUAUCAUAAAUGAAAUGAAAUUAAGUGGGAAUCUUAUUGCCAAGGGGAAAUUAUUUCAAAUUGUUGAAUUAAUCUUAUCAUUAAAGAAAUUAUUGAUUGAUUUAGGAUAUCAAGAUUUAAUUAAUCAUAUGAAUAUGUUUCAACAUGAUGCAAGUGAAUGGCUGCAAGUUGAUGAAGAAAAAAUUACCAUAAACAAAACUGCUUCUUCUAUAUCCUUAUCAACAAGUACAACUUCUAUAACUGAUACUACGACUAAUAGUGAUAUAAUUAAUUAUCAAUAUCAAAUUAAUGAUAUACUUGAUUGUACCUUUUUAAGUACACUACCACCGGCCAGUACUACUACUACCACCACUACAACGGUUGAAAAUACAUCAAAUAGUGGCGGUGCACAUACUCCAACCCCAUUUUUAUAUAAUCUUACGGAAGAAGAUAUCAACUUUAUGGAACAAUUCUUUAUAGAUUUUUAA
Scheffersomyces coipomensis is the source of this 2391-nucleotide messenger RNA. RefSeq lists its product as uncharacterized. The transcript has a single exon. Gene Ontology annotation, biological process: DNA-templated transcription; regulation of DNA-templated transcription. NCBI's taxonomy places the organism in Eukaryota, Fungi, Ascomycota, Pichiomycetes, Serinales, Debaryomycetaceae. Gene Ontology annotation, molecular function: zinc ion binding; DNA-binding transcription factor activity, RNA polymerase II-specific; DNA binding. The record is from RefSeq and is a predicted model, not a curated record. Bases 1 to 2391 code for a protein of 796 amino acids.